GAUGUGGCCCCACCUCCUUCCUUCAGCCCCUCAGCUGGGGUGGGAGGGAGUGGCCUGGAUGGGAGCCACGGUCACCAGCAGCAUUGCCAGGACACAGAGGAUGGCCUUUGUUGCUGUCAACAAUGGCCUCACAGGACUUUUAGGCAAGAGCACCCAGGAACCCAGAGGCAGACAUGCAGACCCUGAGGCAGGAGGCUCUCCAGCCCUAUGUCCCCCAGGGGACCCUUGAAGAGGAUUUCCCAGCACCUCUCUACAGUGAUGACUACUUGUCCCUGGAGGGGCCCUGCUGGGCACCAGCCAUCAAACAGGCAGUUCGAUGGAAGUACACACCCAUGGGACGUGACUCAGCCGGCCAGCUGUGGUACACCGGCCUAACCAACUCGGACUCCCGUGAAGCCUGGUACAUGCUCCCAAGGGCCCUGGACAGCCCCUACCGAGAGGCUUAUGCCCUCUGGCAUGGAUGCUACAGCCACCGGAAGCACAGCAUGCCCUCAGCCUACACCCAGCACCUCCAGGAGACCGCCUGGUAUGACCCUAUCAUGCCCACCCAGUACAAGGCCCCCAGCACUCGGUGGGGAACCAUGCUGUGGAAAGACAGACCCAUCUGGGGCAAGGAAUAUGUGGUCAACAGGCACCAAUACGGAGUGGAACCACUGGGGCAGCUGUCAGACUACGUGCCCUACCUGUCAGCACCGCAGCGUCCGCGCUACACAGCCCAGAACUACAGGCAGUGGGACCUGGAACCCUACUGCCCAUCUACUGGCCAGCAGUCCCAACCCAUCUACAUGCCCACUGUCUGAUAAAGACCAUCCCUUUUUGGGGACACCGUGCCUUUCCUCAGGUGUCUGUCCACAUCUGGGGACUGGCGCACUGGUAGGUCAGGUAAAGGGACUUACCAGCCAAGACCCCA
This is a messenger RNA of Molossus molossus (Pallas's mastiff bat), 910 nucleotides long. It is a transcript of the gene TEKTIP1, whose product is annotated as chromosome unknown C19orf71 homolog. The record is from RefSeq and is a predicted model, not a curated record. The transcript has 4 exons. Lineage: Eukaryota; Metazoa; Chordata; Mammalia; Chiroptera; Molossidae. The coding region runs from base 174 to 800 and encodes 208 amino acids.